UUGCCCCGCCCACCAAUCAGGUUUUCUGACCUCCGGUUGUUAGCAUUGAUUCGUUGCUUGUCCACUUCACUACCUUUCUUGGGAACAAUGGCGGAAUAAUUCCAAUAAUAUUUAACAAUUUACCCAUAGAAAUGGUCGUGCUGAGGUGUGUUUGUGUGAAUCGUUGCAAGAUAUGCUUAAAAGGUUCAAGAGCCCGCCCAAAGUUUGUCAUCGUCCCCCUGCUGGAAGAAUGUUUGUGGCCUCGGCGAAGAAUUCAACUCAUUUAGUGGGGCUUGGUGGACCCGGUGAUGCAGGGCCAGGUUGUACAGGUGACCGCCAUUACACCAGCUACUACUACCAGACCAGCCAGACCUGACGAAGACCUGAAUAAAGCUAGUGGCCUUUUCAAGAGGCGGAAUGAAAAGUGCAAGGCAUCUCUGUGUGGAAGAAUCACGGCUCCUCGGUCUGGCACUCAGUGGUGGGAGCUCUCGUAGCCUUCUGGCAGAGCGUUGGUGUGGGGGUUGUGGAACAGCGAGUGGUUGCCAUCGCCCCAGGGGAAUUUCUGUUAGCAGACAGUGGGGAGCGAUGUCUGAAUUAGCCAGUAAAUCUCUGCCUACUUCUGGAACUAUGUUUGCUGUAAAUAGUCUUGAGGUAGUGUCAAGUAGCGGGCGGCUUUUUCAUGGGAUGCUGCUCACCUUGGUGCGGAUGCGGAGGUGAGGGUAGGGCACAAAUUCUGGCUGAUCAUGCGAGUGCUCCUGCAUCUUCAUGUAGGCGUUUGCCAUGCACACGCCGACGCCGGGUAUGGCCAAGAUGAAGGUCAGAAUCUUCCAGGUCCUCGCUGUGGAGUCAGCAGAUUAAAUGUUUUUUAGGCACAUUGCCAGUUGUCCCACUAUGGAUUCCAUAUCAGAUUACCAUCAAAUGUGAAGAAAAAGAAUUUGGGCUGGCUGCCAGCUCUCAUGCUUUAAAGUUCAUGUUCAGCUACAGGAUAUCUAUCCGUGAGAAGCCACAAUAAGAGUCCAUUUGUGUCCUGCAGGGUUCAGUCGACGCCAAAUUGGUUAACGUAGGCCCGCUAUUGGCAGGUUUAUGUAUGUGUGUACAAAGCAGACUCUUCACCUCAUAAACAUUAAGGUACAAAAAUACACUAGUAGACCGUGGUCCAUCUGCAAUAUGUUUGGAUUUCAAGUGUAAGCUAACAAUCCUUCAUACUGAAAUGUAAAAAUAAUAAGCAGUCAGCAUGAUUUGCACUGUUUGGUCUGCUGUUCUCCGCUGUCUUUUUUUGCAGCCCUGCAGUGGACUCCUCUCUUCUGCUCAUCUGGUCAGCACACCUGCAUCUCAUCUGCAAUUCGGCCUCCUGAAGCCAAGCGGCCCUGCUAGUUUUUGGCCAGAUUGUUGUGAAUCCUUGCCAGGAUUUUGCGUGCAUCACUCUCCUUCAUGACACGCUUGCUACAGGUACUCUUUUGCCAUUUUCCCAGGCUGUAAAAUGUUGACCCUUUUUUAGUAUCUUCCUUUAUUUUGCUACUUUGACACUACACUCGGUUGUGGGUCAUAAAUUGUUUAAUGUAAAAGUGAUUUGUGUGGUUUUUUUAGUGUAAGUGUGAACCUGCUACUCUCAUGGAGAUUUUGAGGUACUUGGAUGUAUAUCAGGAGAGUUCAUCCCUUGAUGCUUAAACAACAGAGGCUCAAUGAAUUUGUUCAACUUUUGAGGUCUGUGUGUGAGAAUGUGAAGUCAUCCUGACCUCCUCCUUCGUGGCUCGAAUGUGACGCAGCAGCUAGCAUGCGUCGGGCGACCGAGGUGGCCGGAGACAAAGACAUCUGUGGACACCAAGACCGGAGAUUGCAGAGUGUAUCGUUCAAGACAAGUCAACGUCUUGGGGGACAAUAUCUAAGCCUAAAAUUGUCCUGUACAUGGCAAAGGAGAGGUCUGAAGCAGCGCCUACACAUGUCACUGCGUCAACUAAUGAAAAACACAAAGUCAACUUACUGUGCUUCAGGCAGACGAGAUUUAAUGGGCUUAAUUUUCCCUCCCAGCAACUUUGCGGCUCUCUUAACUUUCCUUCCUGCUUGUUUGUCCUUCAGUCUGUCCUGAGGUGAACCGGGCAUGGCAGGCUCCUCCCCUCCCAACCUGUACCCGUGCCAAGAAACUUGAGUUUAUAUUUGGGCCGAGCACACAGGCGGGCAUGGAAGAGCGAGAGUAGGCGUGUCUCUGCUUCCAGGACAGAGGUCUGUCAUGAAUAAUGUUGAAACUCACGACUCACCCCAAAGUCAGAUCUGUGGGUGAGGAAUAUGUCUCUGCAUGUGCACAUGCCGUGAUAAAACACUUCAAAUUUUACAUGCUGUAUCUUAUCAAUGUUUUGCAUACUGCAUACUUCCGUGGUGUUUGUGGUUGGGAGGUGUUCUUGCCGUGUCGGACCAGCAGGAGGCCUUGAGGACAACCAGGACAUGUUGGGAGGAACUGUAUGAAAUCGCCGGGGAGAAGGAAGUCUGGGCUGCUGCCCCCAUGACCCGACCCCGGAUAAGAUGGAUGCAGCCAAGAAAUGGAACACCCUAACCUGGGAACCACCAAUAUUAUAGUUGAAGCUGCCUACUAUCUUGAUGUGCGUUUCCAACCGAGUAUAAAGACAGAUGAUGAUGUCUUCAUUUCAGUGUUUAAUCUUGGUUUUGUGCAAAUUUGGUGAUUCUUUAGUUGUCUCCAUCUGGCCACUUUCAAACGGACUGACUCAGCCAUUGGUGAUGUCAGCCGGUCAUGCAAACAGUCUGAACGUCUCCGGCCUUGUUAUUGUGGGAAGAACUUCCACGCCACCGUGGCCCACAUUUCCAUAUGCUGCAGGUGUUCAAGGGCCAAAUUUGUUGUUAGUUCCCUUUUAAACUAUAAGGCUCACACUGAUUCAUGAAUGCAUAUGUUAGCCUCUGCUUUGAGCUCGGACAGGCUACAUAAAGCCCAACACUAAUAUUGUACCCCCCCCCCAGCAGGUGGUCCACGCUGACUGGUGACCAUAAAACUGCCAGUAAACCACUUGACGGACACAAACGGGGUCUUUUAACUCAGCAGUGUUACUGUUCAUUUUUAUUGAAUGGUUGGCUCAAACACCUGAAUGUUAUUUUCAUCUGAUGCUCAGCUAACAAGAUCUUGUGUACUUGACUUUUGGCCUAACGGGUUUUCUUCUCUUCCAGCCUUUAAGUGCACAUCAGGACGGGCGCGUGGAGUCGUCAUUUGGGGGCGUGCAGUGUUUCUAAUAGGACAGACCACCAUGAAACUACCAUCCAGAUGCGUCUCCUGAAACGUCUCUCUGGCUGAAUGAGCCGAUACAGUCCACCUUUGUCCCAGCGUACGUCUUGACAGCCGUGACUCUGUCUGGAAGCGUUGGCAUGGCCAAGAACACGGCCAGACCCUCACGGAUGAGACCGUGGCUUUUACUGCCAGGCAAACGUGCAGACCAGACAAAUGUUUAGAGGUUAAACCUAAGUGGGAAAAGCUGAUUAUGAUUUCGGAAUGAGACUUCCUGUAGAGAUGGCAUCGGACCAAAACGGGCCUCGGUGUGACCCACCAGGACCAACGCAGAGGGCAGGAUCGGUCAGUGGGAGGGAGCCAGCGGUGCCACACAGCGGCCUAUAAAAGUCGUGAUAUGCAUCCAUCAUUUCAUCUGGUCUCUCCGCCGUCAUGUUGUAUCCAGCUCUUCUUCAAGUCGUGCUGCUCUUCUGCCUCAUUCAGCAAACGCUGCAGGGCGGGAUUAAACCACAGAGCAUGUCAUGGGGGAGGAUCCUGCCAGCCAGAGGUGUUGGCAUUGGAGCCAAAGGAGGAGGAGCUCUGGGCAACAGAUAUGCCAACAAGCCCUUGAAGGCUGGAAUCGGGCAUUACCCAGUUACCAGUCCUCUUGGAGGAGGAGGUUACCGACCUCUCGGCCUGGGAGGUGUGCCAGCACGGCUGCCUGCUGGCUAUGGAAACCAUGGAGUCUACGGGGCUGGUCUUGGCACGGGAUUGCCACUGGGGCUCGGACCUGCAAACGGACUGGGGAUGGGCCACGGAGGCAAACGUGGUAGGACGAGCCAUGGUAGAGCUUAUGGCGUUGGGCCCCUUCCAGGAUACGGACCUUUGGCUGGCAUUGGCUACCCUCCAGUCAAACCAGGUGUGUCUGCGGCAGAUGUGGGAGGAUUGAAGAAGGCUGCUCAGGAUGUCAGAGCAAAAAGUGGAGCCCUCGAUGCCUUGCUCGGAGGCCCGGAAGGAACUCUUGGAGUUGAAAGGUCCAACAAGGAGAGAGGAAGUGCUCUUGGCCCCGCAGCUUCUGAAUUAAUCACAGACGAUAGCUUUGCACCCGCGGUGCUGCCGACUGGAAGAGAAGCUAAACGCCUUGACCCGAAACUGAAGGCAUCAAGUCUCGGGCCGGCCAUUGGGGCUCAAGGUCUUGGUCCGGCUGUGUCAUCAGCGCCAGCAGGGGGAGCUGUUGAUCCUUCGGGUUUGCAAAGAAAAAUGAGUGCAAAUCAUGGAGCCAUGCGGACCACCACAGGAGCUCGAAAACCAGAAUCUGUAUAUGAGGACAAGCUCAUAGCGAUGGCUGCUCCUGCUUCUCCUGCUUCUCCUGCACAGAGCGCCAGAGGAAACGCCUCAUCUGGUAGACAACGGCAGAAAAGCAAGAACUGUGGAUACCCCUUGAUUUUGGGAAACCACGGAACUCGUGCUCCUCAAGCUCCAAGAUCUGAAACCUUUGGUCUUUUACCAUCCUCGGACACUCGAAACUAUCAAUUAGCUCGCUUACAACGUCCUAGCAUUGCUUUAGCCCCGGAACAGAGGAGGCCAGACGUCCUUGGGAUCCCAGCUAAAAACGCCAAUGAAGACAAACUCAGUGGCACUUUGGGCACGCGACCAUCAAAUCCUCAAAUACAGGAAGUGCCAAGAAAUGUACCCUUGACCCAAGAGGCAGGUUUAGGUGUCGCCCGGGCUGGAGGGCGGGAAGGUUUUAUUGCUAAUCCAGGAAACUAUCUUGGAUCAGGCCUUGUCCCGGGGGCUUACGGACCAGCUUUAGGCCAGGGAGCGUACCUGGGAGCAGGCGAGAAACAUGGAGCUCCAGCUGCUGUCGGUCAGGGAGGAUACACCAAAGGUCCUGCAGGCGUGUCAACAGGUUAUGGCAGCAGUGCAGCAGGAUACCUGGGUGCUCUUUCAGGCAACGGCUACGGUUAUGGGAAUGGUUACAGGAACCCUUAUGGAGCUGCCUUGGGUACAGGAGGCUACGGUGGACAGCCUCAGGGACCAUACGGAGGACUUGGUGCUGGAGUGGACCCGGCUGCUGGCAAAUAUGGAGGAGCAGGAGCUCAGGGCCCGUACGCUAGCGCUCCUGUGGCUCCUGCCCGGCUUGAAGGAGAUGGAGGCUAUCCAUACCCUGCUCAGUCUCUUGGCCUCAGCGGUGACGGCAGCAAGAGCGCCAGCAAGCACGGCGCAACGUAUGGAGCUCCACAAGCAGGCUACGUCCCACAGCUUGGUGCAAGUCGAGAUGCGUUGGGAGAGCAAGCCGGCAAGUAUGGUGCAGGAACCGGACCGCUCGCAAGUGGAUACAAAGGCUGAUGGAAAUGACCACCAUCAUUCAAAUCUUUUGUGUUUUUUUAUUUUUGUAAUCUUUAUGCGUAACUGGCUUUUGUUAAGCAUUUCUACUUGCGGCUGGUGACGGCGACAAAAAACGUGACCGAUGUAUUUGAAAAUAAAUGUGGAAAAUACAUGACCUGAUAAUGUAUUUAUUUGAUCCCGCAUGGAAGCCCAAAUCAUGCAAAGUAGAUGCGUGUCAAACCGAGUUUACCUUCACACCUCGCCCGUGUCAACUGUCACACUUGACGCCACAUUUCUUCACAGGAAAUGUCACCACUUCCUGUUUUAUGAGCGCCAAUGCUGCUUGACGGGAGGCCCAAAAAUAAUCCACCAAACACUUUGCGCUCAUUUUUUUAUUGUUUUACAGUAAACACCACAUAAAUGCAUAAAAAGUAUUGAAGUCACAUGAGCUAGCUUGCACGCAGUAAUGAUGGUAAAAGCGCUCACUGUCCUGCUUUAACUACCGGGAGCAUUACACGUGAUUAUGUCAGCGGUUCAAGCACACCCAUCUCUAACAGGAUGUCUUGGGGGACAGGGUGAGCGUGGCGGGACACAUACAUGCUCUUCAGGCUCUGGCUCAUUGGCGAAGACUUGUAGUCCGUGCAUGUCUCACCGCCCAGGCUGGGAGCACAUCUCACGUCCCACUUGUAGAAGAACUGGCCGUGGUGCAUGGCGCACACGUCCUGCGUCUCUCCCGCCUUCAGGAUUUGCUCACAUUGUCCCAGGAGGUCGUCGUCCCAGCCGCUGUCCUGAUCCCACACUUCAAAUCUGACUUUCGGGGCUGCCGAUAGAUCUUGAGUGCCCAAGUCAAAGAUGGUGGCCCAGUGGGGGUUGUUGUUGUUGAGAAUGACGGGAGAGCGAUACGUCUGUUUGUUGAAAAACAUCUUCACGUAGCCGUCGGUGGCCGUGUUGUGGUCUCCCCAUAGAUCUGAAGCUCGUUGGAUGGUUAUGAUGACCCGGGCCAUGCCGGCUCGGCUCGGGCAGCAGUCCUGGGUUACUGCACGGUUGUUGUGGCAUUGGCAGACGCAGGGGUCCCUGGAGUCGCUCCUGAUGCCGUCCUGACAGCGCCCACUGCAGUUCAUGAUCAGACUCCUCUCCAGGAUGUAGUGGCUUAUGGCCGCUCGCAGGUUCCUCCUUGAGGGGCUGUUAGGCGGCAGCAACUCGUGCAGGGACUCCAGGGAAUAGGAAAUAAUGUCUGGGUAGUGUGGCACCGUUUCAAGCCAUUCCUUGUAGGCUGAUGGGUCUUUGCCUGAAGAGAAGAGAAGGUCCACGUCACUGGUGUGACCCCCCUUUAUAUCUGUGAACCUGUGGGAAAGACAGGAACGUUAAGGUUGGAUUUGGGAUGUGUGCAGAUACGGUCAAAGUAAUUUUACUCGUUUAGACCAAUCAGACCACCCAACCAGACACUGGGUGAUGUGUUGUAAGGCUGGGAGCUGGAGAAGGCCCAUUCAGAAGACUGAAGAAGUGAGUGGAAUGAAGCGGCUUGGUUGAUUGACACCUGUCGUUGAAGAGGCUGGAGAAGCUGGCCUUGCUCUCGGUCUUGUCGGUGUCGUUCUUGCAGUGU
Molecule: messenger RNA, 7115 nt
Organism: Doryrhamphus excisus (bluestripe pipefish)
Lineage: Eukaryota; Metazoa; Chordata; Actinopteri; Syngnathiformes; Syngnathidae
Source: RefSeq, a predicted model, not a curated record